AUGAAAGUUCUUGUCUCCCCCGCAUCUCACCAGGUGACACCAGGUCCAGAAGUCAACCUUACCAAUACCUACUAUCACAGAUACAAGCCAACUUGUCCUGGCUACUGUACUUUUGAUGUGGCGAUCAAGAUAAUAGACAAGACGAAACUAGACGAAGAUAACCUGAAGAAAAUAUUUAGAGAAAUUCAAAUUCUUACACAGCUCAGGCAUCCUAAUAUUAUAAGACUGUAUCAGGUUAUGGAAACCGAAAAGAUGAUAUAUUUAGUAACAGAAUACGCUAGUAAAGGUGAAAUUUUUGAUCAUUUAGUAAAUAAUGGACGAAUAAGUGAGAAGGAAGCAUGUCGCAUCUUCCAUCAGAUUGUGUGCGCAGUCAACUACUGUCACAGUCGAAAAAUUGUACAUAGAGAUUUAAAGGCUGAGAAUUUGUUAUUGGACGAAAACAUGAAUAUUAAAUUAGCUGAUUUCGGAUUUAGUAAUCAUUUUGAAUUGGGUAAAAAAUUAUCCACGUGGUGUGGUAGCCCUCCUUAUGCCGCUCCAGAACUGUUCGAAGGACUAGAAUAUGACGGACCAAAAGCCGAUAUAUGGAGCCUAGGUGUAGUUUUGUACGUCCUCGUCUGUGGUGCCUUGCCCUUUGAUGGUUUGACCUUACACUGCCUUCGGAAAAGAGUCAUGACCGGCAUGUUCCGUAUACCAUUUUUUAUGAGUGCAGAUUGUGAAGAUUUAAUCCGACACAUGCUGCUAGUUAAUCCUGAAAGACGGCUGAAAAUGGAACAAAUUUUAGCCCAUAAAUGGAUGAAACAGUUCGAUAAUGACCUCCUACUAGAAGAUACCUCGUUAGCAGUUCCUGCCGAGACCGGAGCGGUUAAUAAUGCUGUUGUAGAUCACAUGCUUCAGCUGCGCUUGGAUAGGGAUAUGAUUUGCAAGUCGGUGUUGAAGAACAGCUUUGACCAUUUGAGCGCCAUCUACCACCUGCUGGAGGACAAGAUGGAGAAGAGCCUGCGCAGAGAGCAGUGCGAAGCGAUGGGUCUGAUGUCGACGACAGCUGUAUUACCCAACAGCAACAGCAGUCCACAGCUGCAGCAGCUGCAGCAGCCUCAGCAGACCAGGAGAGCCAGCAUCACUACUGGUAUAGUGGAGCGUGUCAACAGUGAUGCAGAUUCGUCUUCUCAAUUGCUGAUGACAAUGCCGACCAUUGCAGCAAUGCACCUCAUGCAAGAUGCCCAUCAUCUCGAAAAGUUUGGUGAUGCCGAUGUUGAAAUGCCUGAAAGGACUCCGACCAGACCAGACGGAGGAGUUACACCUGAUAAGUACCAUGUCACCGCUAGAAGGCAUACGGUUGGUCCGGGAGACUCAACUCACGAACAGGUGUUGGAGGCGCAUUACAUGAAACAAGGCGAUCAGCCGUUGAACAUCUUUCCGAACACAAAUCUGCCACAGAACAUUCCAUUGGUCCAGUACCAGCCACCUCACAACUUCACCAUCAAGGAUCAGCAUCUGCUGAAACCGCCUCCUGUAUUGGGCGCAGUUGGUGGUUUUGGACGGAGAGCAUCAGACGGUGGUGCGAAUCUACAAAGCUAUUGCCAAAGGGCUGUCAGUCAGCCAGGAAGCCAAGAGGAACUACAGCUGUUGCAACCGGGUAGUCCUGCUCUGGCUCAGCGAUCUCAGCCCAUCAGUGGCACUGACCAAGAGUCAGCAUCGCCAACCAUUGAUCUCACACACGGCCAAAUGGACGAGAUGCAAUCAGAAGAUGUUAAUAGGUAUAUGCAAGGUAGGGGUAGCACGAAACGACACACACUGGCGCUGGCCAACUCGGAAGAGGCGCAGAGGAUAGCCAACCAACAGCAAGCCAAUGCCUGCCAACAGUCCGGCAACCAGCAGCGAACGAGGCGAAGCGGUCUCCUCACUGUCAUGGAGCGGCCUCCCGUGAUUAGUCCCGAGCUGAUCCUGGAGGUGGAGAACCGGAUGAACCGUCAGUACAAGCCGUCGUUGGCCGUCUACGGUCAACCGUCGGUGCGGCCCAGGAAGCCCAACUCGCUCCGCAAACCGCUCGCUUCGCAUCUGCCUACCGUUCAGGAACAACACAAGUAUAUAGGUAAUUCGAGAGGAGGAGAGUCGUUGAAAGACAGUCCAGUUCUGCAUUUGCCAGGUGAAAGGUUCAGUCCUGUGAGGAGAGCUUCAGAAGGUUCAACAGUGCAAUGUAUGAAUUCUGCCGAAACAUCCUUACGAGCUCUCCAGUUAGAACACCAGCAAUUGCAGAAAAACAGCAACUUGUUGAAUGACAGCCAAAUAUUAGCCGAUCUCCAAUCGAAGCACUUCCUGGACAUGCAGCAGAUGAGGGGGAGUCCGUCACUGGGCAGUCCGUCCCCCUCUCCUCCCCACCAGUCCAUCAGUGGUUGUGUCUCUCCUCUAACUCCAGCUGGUUCGCCGAUCCACUACUCGGGUGGAGCAAGUCCCAGCAGGUUCGUGGUGGAUGGCAGUGGAGGGGGAAGUGUGACGUCAUCCUCUGGCAGCAGUGCACUCUCACAGCAUUUGCAGCGGCUGCAGCUGCAGACUGACUACUAUCCGCCUUCCAACGCUGUCACCCAGGGCUCUAUAAUCCAAGGCACAGCGUACAGUGGCAGCAAUGGCAACUGCAUGCCUUUGGACCUGAGGAUGCAGCAGCCACUCCACCAUUCCAGUCCAUCGCCUCCGCUCACUAUGAUACAAGAAGAAGUUUGGCCUGGCGAGCCGCACACAGUGAAAACGCAAACAGGCACGCCGGCGAUCUCAGUGACCGACGAGCUGGGUGACCAGCGGAUUCUGGCGGACUCGUGCGACGCAUGCGCAAUGCAGCACUCGUGCAGCGAGGAGGACAUCCCGGCGCUGUUGAACUCUGAACAUCUGCAGAAGACGGUGAGCGGCUCAUUCGAGGUGGCUCUGUCCGAGUUCUGCUCGCACCUCGCCACACCCGACAUCCUCGGCCUCGUCGAGAAGGCUGUCACCGCCACCCUGCCUCCCACCUGCCUGCACUCGGUCGGCAACGACAACACCCUGGCGCUCGAGUAUCCCUGCGGACUGCAGGUAGAACUGCAAGUGCUGUCGCACAACACACAGCUGAAGAUGCGUCGUAUCUCGGGCGACCAAGGCCAGUACAGCGCGCUCUGCCAUCAGCUGGUCGCCUGCAUGUCCAGCUAAUACAGGCUCAAGCGCAUGCGCACUCACGACUGACCGUUGCACACCCAGAGACGAGUAGGAUGAGCUGUAGAGGAGGAAGCUCCUAGCGAUACGUAGCAGAAGAGAAGAAUGUUUGAUGACCUUGAGAUAUGCAUUAGCUAGGCACUUGCCGCAUUGCAGGAGGAAGUGGCGGUAUAAGAGGAAGCUCCUAGAGAUACGCAGCGAAAGAGAAGAAUGUUUCAUGAGCUGUGACCUUGAGAUAUGCAUUAUCUAAGGCACUUGUCACAUUGCAGAAGGAAGCUUGAUAAAAUAUUAUCGCUGCUAUGCUCCGCUGUGGCGAAGGAGUUUCAAACAUUGGACGGGGAUCUCCCAGCUUAAUCACACUCUCCAGCAGCUUUUGAGAUCGGUACAGAUUUGAGGGGUGUACAAAAAAUAGAACGAACAGCUCUUAUUCAGGAGGCAGACUGUU
Messenger RNA from Nilaparvata lugens (brown planthopper), 3622 nucleotides. RefSeq names its product serine/threonine-protein kinase SIK3 homolog. Gene Ontology annotation, cellular component: cytoplasm. NCBI's taxonomy places the organism in Eukaryota, Metazoa, Arthropoda, Insecta, Hemiptera, Delphacidae. Gene Ontology annotation, molecular function: ATP binding; protein serine/threonine kinase activity; tau-protein kinase activity. The record is from RefSeq and is a predicted model, not a curated record. Gene Ontology annotation, biological process: microtubule cytoskeleton organization; intracellular signal transduction; protein phosphorylation.